GUCAACAAAACUAGCGAUGUCAGCGUACCGUAUAUACCGAGCGCAAGCUAGGCUAGGCUAGCUGAGCUAGCUAGGACGACAUAGGCGUCGCGUCGCGGAACGAACGGGCCCGAUAUUAUAUUUGCGGCUGACAACACUUUAUCUAGCUCGCGCUCGGACUUGGGAUUUCGGCCGGGAUCGAUCGGAGCUUACGUGGCUGGUGUCGUCGUAGAUGUAGAUGAGUUAGGUAACUUAGGUCUUCACAAUCCAGCACCAUUUGAGUUUUUGACGGCGGCGUGACGCACUGGAUCUGCAAACCUAACGUGACAACUUUUAAAACCCGUUAAUUUUUGCCUUUUUUAUUGCCCUCAUCAUAGUUGAAAAUUGGCACAAUUGAAUUGAUUCAAGUUCAGAGAACUGAGACUGAGAGAAGUUGCCACCAUUGGCAUUGUCGACUACACAUGACACGCUCACCAGGCAGGCCAAGGUGCAGGAUCUUGAGGUUACAAGGAUUCAUUUAGACUGAUCAGAUUGCAAGCAUUUUAUCCUCUUGGAAAACACAAUGCCGAUUUCAGCAGAAGAACUUGUCAGACUUUUGGCAAUUUUAGCCGAGGAAGAAAAUAUGAAGGUGACAGUGAAAGAGACAUUGAAGGGAGGAGCUAUGGCAGGUGCUGGUGCUGUUAUAGGUGGAAUGUGUGGAGGACCUAUGGGACUAGCAGUUGGGGGUGCCCUUGGUGGUGCAUAUGCAAGAUGGCGGUAUAAGGGUAAGCAUGAGGUAGUUGCAGAUGUUUUGAGAGGUCUGGAUGAGAAGCAGCAUGAAGAGCUAAAUGGACAGUUCAAGGAUAUCCUUGAAGAUUACCCUGAAGAUGAUUUCAUGAAGAUGACCAGAAGGUUAAAUGAAGAUGGUGAGCUGAGGGAGAGGAUGAGAUUGAAGCUUAAAUCUUUUAUCACAGACACAUUAAAGCGACAACUCAUAGAGGAGUAUAAACAGAGAGGAAAGGCUGAUUAAUAUUCCUACUGAGCUACAAAAUUAUUGUAUUGUUUCCUUGUGCUAAGAAAUGAAGUGUUACCUUGUUCAGGUAUGGCAUGGUAGGGGCUUCUUUGAAUGUGUAAAUGAUAGGAAAAGGCUUACAACAAAUUGCUUUUGCAUUAUUUACUGAGCUUUUUGAUUGUUUAAGAUAUCAAUAUCAAAUGACAAUAUAGUAUGUACAGUUAUCCACUAGACAGGUAGUCAAGGCAUUCAAUUAUUACCCAAAUUUACUUAUCUCAUCAUUUAAGGAACUUCUUCCUGCCACCACCAAACACCUGUUGGAGAGUGGCUAGUGUAGAUAUCUUGCCAAAAUGGUGUUAUCAAAAUACCAAAAUGCCAGUUUUCUUGUUUCAUAACUGUUCCACGGUAGAAUGUUCACCAAACUUAUGAAGUGGUAUAAUUAUUGUUCAUCACUGUAAUGUGCAGUAAAUGCAAGUUUCAUAAAAUUGAAGUCAUGAGGGGCAGCUGAAAAGUUUGAGCCUAACAAAGAAAGGAUUAUAAUAGGUAGACCGAAUUUAAUCCAUAAUAACGUCACAUUUCUUAACCCUCCUUUUUAAUUUCUUGGUCAAAGCAAUAUUUAGUCUUGUUUUACAAGUUCCUAAAAUUUCUGCAUCAGGUGUCUCAUGAAAAAUGGACAAAGUUGAGUAUCAAGCGUACAUCAGGUAUCAGCAGCUGAAAGGCAUUGCACCAGCUGAGAUACAUAAGGACAAAAGGGACACAUUAGGUGAAUAUGCCCCUUUGUAUGCCAUAGUGAAAUGAUGGGUAAAUGAGUUCAAAUGUGGCAAAGACAGUGUUGAAGAUGAACCAAGGUCAGGGAUGCUGUCAACAGACACAACUCCAGAAAAGAAUGAUCUCUUUCUUGACAUGGUCACAGAGGAAUGUUGCAUCUCAACUUAUCAGUUUGCCAAAAGGUUGGACAUCUCAGAGGAGAGAGCAGAUCAUGUAAAUGUAAUCAGAGAUAAUGUCAAAUGUACUGCAAGAUUGGUACAUCUUUUGACUCUUGAACAGAAGCAUGCACGUGAGAUGCCAGAAUGUCAUGAAAGGACUCUUUGGGGCUAACCCAUCCAGUUUCUUGGAACGUAUUGGCCCGAAUUCACAAAGGUGGUUUUUAGAACCAUUGAUUGAACCCAUGGUUUAUGCAGAUUUCCUGUAUAAAUUACGCUUAUUUACCGCAUAUAUCCAAAAAUGUCCAAUGCUGAUGCGCGCUCUCGUCACAGUGCGCCAAAUUGACGCCUUUUGCCAUGGUUAAGUACACUAUUUUAUUCAUGAGUCCACUGUUUGAAGAGUGGACUCAUGAAUAAAAUAGCGUACUUAACCAUGGCAACAGGCGUCAAAUUUGCGCACUGACAAGAGCGCACAUCAGCAUUGGACAUUUUUUAAUACACGCAGUAAAUAAGCGUAAUUUAUACAGGAAAUCAGCAUAAGCCAUGGGUUCACCCGAUGGUUUAAAAAAACCACCUUUGUUAAUUCGGACUGUUGUGUCUAUGGAUGAGACUUGGAUUCAUCACUACCAGAGGCCUAAGAGCAGUCAAAACAGUGAAAGCAUCCCAAUCAAUUUUUCAUGAGACAUUUGAUAUAGGAACCUGUAAAAUAAGACUGAAUAAAGCUAUGACCAAGAAAUUUGGUAGGUAGGAUUAAGAAAUGUGACAGAUUUUGUGGACCAAAUUUGGUCUUCACAAAGGCUCAAAACUUUUCAUUCGCCUUUGUAUAAUACCAUUAUUACGUUUUAUUUCAUUAUCAUACAUGGCUGAGCAACUUCUUUCCUGUAAAUACACAUCACUCAUAUAAAAGUGUAGUAAUCAUGUCUAGGCUUUUCUAUGUAGUUACAAACAUAUUCCUUUUUGUCUCGCCUGCAUAGCAGAGCAAGACUAUAGGCGCCGCUUUUCUGAUGGCGGCGGCGUCAACAUUGAAGUCUUAACUCAAGGUGAAGUUUUUGAAAUGACAUAACUUAGAUAUAUGGACCUAGUUCAUGAAACGCGGAUAUAAUGGUAAUCAAGAAUUACUGAACAUCCUGCCUGAGUUUCAGGACCAAAAGUCACAUAUUCUGUUCAAGAUUGCAAGGCAACAGACAAAAAAAGUGGUCAGGGAUUAGGACAAAGAAUAAGGUACCAAACUCUUUAAAUAAUCAACAUUAUCUUGAGAUAUUUUGAUGUGUAUUUCAAGCUUGGUAUAGUGGCACCUUAAACUUAGCAGGGUUAACAUUUUUGGAUGAAUAUAUACAAAUCAAUGUGUUUGAAAUAGCCCAAGUGCUCAUACAUCUUAAACGCUAUUUAUAUAAUUUUGGUGCUGUGAACUCGGCUAUGUUUGAACCAUAUUGAUUAUUGCUCAGUAUUAGUCAUUUUCACAAUUAGCUUCAUAUUUCUUUCUUGAUUCCUGUUACUUGUAUUUGUCAUUAUAAGUGAUAUUAAUAAAAUACAUUUUCUGAAAAUGAUUGAGAAUCUGUCCUAUCCCUGAUAGUUUGUAAAGUAUGAGGUACUUGUAAACAUUUAAACAAAUGACAGAAAGGCAUGAAACCAUAGAAUAUUAAAUCUUUACCAUACUACAACAGUGUAAUAGAAAAUGAUAAAUGUAACAUUGCCACCCUGUAAUCUUACUCUUAACAUAUCUGGACAGACUGUUUAAUCUUAGAAAUAUUUAAGAAUAAUUUUGAUGUAUUUUGCUGUCACAGUGGUAUUCUUUUUCGUACUUAAAACAUUUUUAUAAAAUUGUUUUUGUUUGUUUCUUCAUUAAUAGUUUUAAAUGCUAAUUUUUUUUGUUUAUGUUAAAUUGGAUUUCAUUGCCUUGCCAUUAUAAUAUUUACAUGUAUGCCGUGAGUUGAUUACCGUAAUUAUCUUGUAUGCCAUCAGCAUCUUCAAGGGGACAGAUGUAAGAAUAUUAUUUGCAAAAAAAGAUUUAGAUAGGAAAGCAUACAAAAUAUGAAAAGGUUUAUAUUUAUAUGCAAAGGACACUUUAUUUUCUCAUUUAAAGGUAUUAUUUACAGUGUAUCAUAGAACCUUUUUUCUUCCUCUUUCAUCUUUUUAAUAUCUUAAUGGCAGUGUGUGCUGUUCUAUUGAAAAAAAAUAAAACAGUAACUUGUUAGGAUGAUUUAGCAUUAAGAUAAUUUUAUCAUAAUUCACAAGUAAUUGGAUAUCACAAGUUAGAUAAUCAAGUUUUGUUAUGCAGUUUAGAUGAAUGUACAUGUCUUUGUGGAGUGAAAAUCAAUAAGUAUAAUUCAGUAUAGCUGACUGGAUAAUCACAUCCACAAUUGUAUAAUUGUAGAAUGUGAGAAAGAGGAAGCUGUGAUUUAUGGCCAGGAUUAGCAAAGAACUUGUGUGAAUCCUCUCUUGGAGGCCAUUUUAUCCUGUAUUGCAACAAGUAGUUGGAAAGUUUUAUGUUAUCCAAUCUCCCAAAGCCAUUUUCUGUUCAUUUACUUCCCAGUGUCUACAAUGUUCAUUUGAAAUGACAUUUUCUUACAUGUGACAUUGAGAGUCCUGUGCAAAACUUGAAUACUGUGACUACAUUUAUAUUCAUAAAUCAUAAAUUACCCUGGUUGGAAAAUCCUUUUAAUACCGAGGAAUGGUGUGAAAGUGAGUUUAACCUUGUGUAAAUCAAAUAUACCAGGGCUCUUAUAAGAUACACUUUGAUCAAGUAGGGGUCUUAGUGAAAACUUGAAUUCACAUUUUACAGAAUAUCUUCCUUUGUGAGACAUCCCUGAGUAGGUUUGAUUGUAUGUUGUAUGAUUGUGGAGCGUUGUGGCCCAGUGGAUUAGUCUUCGGACUUUGAAACAGAGGGUCGUGGGUUCGAAUCCCAGCCAUGCCGUAAUUUCCUUCGGCAAGAAACUGAUCCACAAUGUGCUGCACUCAACCCAGGUGAGGUAAAUGGGUACCGGUAGGAAGUAAUUCCUUAAAAAGCUGUGUGCGCUAUGAACGCCUAGCUUAGCCGGGUAAUAUAGGAGCGCCUUGAGCACCUAACAAGGUGCGCAAUAUAAAUACCCUAUAUUAUUAUUAUUAUUAUUAUUAUGUUGACUGUGAUAUUUCUCAAAAUCAAGAAUAGUGUAUUUGGAGUUUUAAAAGGGCAAGGCUAUUUCUAUUCAAUUUGUAUGAUAAGUAUUAUUGCAUCAUUAUUUCUAAGUCACUUGAUAAAUAUGAAUGAACUUACUAAGUUGUUUACUUGUAGUACAUGUGUAUUGUGUACUUUGUAAAAUUACUGCCAGAGUGCCUAAUUAUAUAAAGAAAUGUUUGAAGAUAGACAAAAUAUUAUUCAUGUGCUAAGAACACAAACAAGAAUUCCCUUAUAUUAUAAACAGUGGUGUUUAAAAGUUAAUGAACCCCACCAGAAAAUGAACAUAUUUAAAGUGUUCCAAGUUCUGCCAUGUUUUUUAAAUAUAAUUGUGAAGUCAGAUGAUGAAAUAUAUUACAUUCAAUGAAGUUGUUUUUCUGGGCUCGCUGAGUACUGUAGAGUUGUAUACUUUCAACACCCGGCAUGAAGGAGUGCUUUUUGUGGUGGGAUUCACUAACCUUUGAGCACAAUUGUACUUAUUUUAUACUCGUCACUGUUUCGUGAACAUAUUCAAUGAUUAAUAUUUGGAAUAUUUUUGUCAUAUUUGAACUUGUGUGACCAAAGAUUUAAAUAUAAAGUCAGACACACAUAUGAAAGACCAAAUCCACUCUAACAAAAACAGCUCCCUAAUUUGCAAACACAUAUGAUGUGAAUAUCACUAUUUGUGCUACUGAAAAAUGCCAUAACUCUCAAAUUUUUCACCAAAAUUUUGAUAUAAUUCAGUGAUAUCCUUGUUUAAUUUUCUCCAUUCAUCCUAAUAAAAUGUUUUGUACGGUUUACUUGGUCUGUAAAGGUUAUGUUUUGCCAGUUUGAACUUCCCUUUAACCAUAACUUGAACUAUUGAGUCCUAUGAAAUGGAAUUACAAUAUCUUUGACCUGGGGUCUGUUGCAUCAAACUUUGUGAUCAAUCCAACAAUAAGAAUUUAAAUUCAAGCCUCUAAUUCCACACCUAGUUGUGUGCCUUUUUUAUAAGUUACAUUGACUCUCAUAAUUUUAUUUUUUGUGCAGGAGGCCCAGAGUGUUACAUACAGUCAUAAUGCAAUUUUGUUUAUGCUUGAUGUUAUUAUCUGGGGCUCGUAACUCAAAGCUUAGCAAUGAUUUUCAACGAUUGAUUCCAUUUACUACAAUGUACAAUCAAUUAUUAUUAUGUUAUUAUCUGGGGCCCGUAACACAAAGCUUAGCAAUGAUCGUUGAACAUUUUUCUACUAUUGAUUCCAUGUACUACAAUGUACAAUCUAUCUUGAAAAUCAAGCGUAUAAUCAAUUGCUAACCUUUGUGUUACGGGACCCUGAUGAAAUAUGUUAUAGUAUUUUGGUGAUAGGGAUGAUAUAAACAUUUUAUUUACUUUCUAGUUUUAGUUUACCUAUUCUGUAUUAGGAUUACAUAAAUGUACAUGUAUGUGCUUUGGGCUGACAAUGACCAUAACAAUAACAUUCAUGGCAUUUCUUGAAAUUUUUCUUUUAAACUCUAAAAUGUAUCGAGUGGAAACAGACAAAGUGAACAUUUUUACCUUAUUAUGUAUCGAUGUGUGUAAACCCAUUUUUAGCCCAAUAUUGUACUUGUCCAUUAAAGAAAUUCCACAUUUUCUAA
Messenger RNA from Lytechinus pictus (painted urchin), 6637 nucleotides. Its product is annotated as protein C19orf12 homolog. Lineage: Eukaryota; Metazoa; Echinodermata; Echinoidea; Temnopleuroida; Toxopneustidae. The record is from RefSeq and is a predicted model, not a curated record. The transcript is spliced from 4 exons. The coding region runs from base 542 to 988 and encodes 148 amino acids.